Messenger RNA from Amborella trichopoda, 2502 nucleotides. RefSeq lists its product as uncharacterized. The record is from RefSeq and is a predicted model, not a curated record. Lineage: Eukaryota; Viridiplantae; Streptophyta; Magnoliopsida; Amborellales; Amborellaceae.
GUUAUUGAUGGGUGUGUUUAUUAUGUUGCAAUGCCGCUUGUUAUUGCUGGGUGUGUUUAUUAUGCUGCAGUGCCGCUUCUUGUUGAAUGAGAUGGAUAUUGGAGCUUCAGGCGUUUUGUUGAUUAGUUUCUGCGACCAUUAAUACUGUUGAGCCUGCAUCGUUUCGCUGAUCGAGAAAAAUGCUUGGGUCUUAUGUGCAGGUAACAUGGAGAUAGAGAGAGAAACCGCCCAGCACUGUGAACAUCAUGGCAGCAGGUGCCCCAGACUGUCUGUAAACUCUAGUCUCUAGAUAGAGAAAAUUAGAGAAGAACAAGAGAGAGAAAGAGGAAAGUAUGAUUUUGGGUCCAACAUGGGACGGUUUUGGCGGGCUUGGAAUUGAAAGGGCGGAGUAUGAGGAAAACCAACAUUUUGAAGAAGCCCCGAGCUGUUCUCCCGGUGUCGAGAGAAUGAGGAUGAAUACAAGAACCAGGACCACUUUGCAGACCAUGAAAAAACCUUCAAACAAUGAAAAGGCCAAGGAUAGGAUGGAGACAGGGGAAAAGGGUACUUCAAAGCGAUGCUCCAGCAAGGAGAGAAAGUUAGCACUGCAGCAAGAUGUUGAUAAGCUGAGGAAGAAGCUGAGACACGAGGAGAACGUUCACCGUGCUCUUGAGAGGGCUUUCACCAGACCUCUUGGAGCUCUUCCUCGUCUCCCUCCCUAUCUCCCUCCUUAUACAUUGGAGCUGCUAGCUGAAGUGGCUGUCUUGGAAGAGGAGGUUGUUCGGCUCGAAGAACAGGUUGUGAAUUUCAGGCAAGGGCUAUAUCAGGAAGCUGUGUAUAUAUCCUCAUCAUCCAAGAAACAGAUGGAGAACCCCUCUUUUUCUGAAUCUUGUUCAUACAAACCAGAGGCCUCCUCCAUCUCCAGGCAAUCGUCUUUGGAUGCAUUCUCAGAUCGAAAUCCAAAGCCAAUGAAGCAGCAGUUGAAUAAACGAGGUCUAUCUGAAACAGGGUCCCCCAAUGCCCCAAAAAUUACCAGGAAGCACAACACAUUUGAAGAUGGCCAUGGAAAAGAGAAUCAGCUUAUCGCCAAUUCAUCGAAGACCAAACGAUCACCCCAAUUGAUUGCAUCAAGAACCAGGCCUAGUUCCUGGCACCCAAACAAUGAGCAGAGAUCGAGCAAGAGGUGCCUUGAUUUAUCCAAUAGUAAGGGGCCAGAAUGUGAUGUUGGUACUGAAGAAGUAGUAGAGAGCAUUGCUGGCUUCAAUGGAGUUUUGGUAAUUGAUCAAGAGAUCAUGGAUCCCAAUAGGAUAUCAGAGGAGAUUCUGAGAUGCCUGCUUAGCAUUUUUCUCAAGCUUACAAGGUCGGGCUCGGGAGCACAGUAUGACGAUAUGAGGUUCCCUAUUUCAAAGCCCCCCAUGGAAUGUUCUCAAGUUGAAGCUCGAGACCCCUAUGGUAUAUGUUCUGAAGCUGCAAAUAGGGAUAUUGGGCCUUACAAGCAUCUCAAUGAGGUCAUCACGAGCUCAAUUGAUAUGAGCCGGCUUCCAAACUCCUCGUUCAUGAUGCGGAGAUUGAAGGUGCUCCUUGGCAAGCUAGGUUCAGUGGAUUUGAGUGUCCUCAACCACCAGCAGAAGCUCGCAUUUUGGAUUAACAUCUACAAUUCAUGCAUGAUGCAUGCAUAUUUGGAGCAUGGUAUCCCAGAUAGUCCUCAAAUGGUUGUUGCCCUGAUGCGGAAGGCAACAAUGAAAGUGGGCGGUCAUUUGCUGAAUGCAUUAACUAUCGAGCAUUUCAUUUUAAGACUGCCUUACCAUUCAAAAUUUAUCCACCUGAAAGGUGCAAAGGCUGAUGACCUCACCAUGCGAAAUAUUUUUGGGCUAGAGUGGGCUGAUCCCAUGGUUACAUUUGCUCUUUCGUGCGGAAGCUGGUCCUCUCCAGCUGUUCGAGUAUACGCGGCAGCGAACGUAGAGGAGGAGUUAGAAGCAGCAAAGAGGGACUAUUUACAGGCGGCUGUCGGCAUAUGUUGGGAGAACAAGUUGGUGAUACCCAAGCUGUUGGAUUGGUAUCAGUUAGACUUUGCAAAAGAUGCUGAUUCUUUGUUAGAUUGGAUCUGCCUGCAAUUGCCGACUUCGGUAAGAAAAGAGGCUUUAAAGUGCCUUGAGAAAGGGAGGAAAGACUCUCUUUCUAAGCCCCUUCUGAUAAUGCCUUAUGACUUCAGUUUUCGCUACCUCUUCUCCCCAUGAAUCACUACUACCUUGCUUCACCUCUCCCUCUCUCUCUCGUUGAGUACGCCAGCUCUGGCUCAGGAUAAGGCAUCUUUGUAUGUACAAGGCAAUAACAAACAGUAAAUAUACAUAAAAUAUAAAUAGCUUUAUUCUUAAUAUGAGGAAUUGAAAUUUUUUUGGAGGGAUUAUCUCUUAAGGGAAAUCUUCACAUUUGUUUUGAUUUAUCUUUGGUUGUACGUGGUAGAAAUAUUGCAGCCACCAAAUGAAGAAAGAAGAAGAAAGUGGGUCAUUUUUCAAGUUUUAA